ACAUUUGACCCGUUGGAUGGCAAUUAAACGGCGUGUCGUUGCAUUGCAGUCUUAAAUAAACUUUUCGUUGCAUUGCAGUCUCAUCACUAUUUUCAGAUUUUCUCUGCUUCAGUGUUCCAACAAGAACAAGAAUCAUGGUGUGGGGUCUUCUCCCCGUUGAUUCUCUUUCCGGUGAAGAUAAUUACUACAUUUUCAAAACUGGAACUUACAAAGUUGGUCGAAAAGGUUGCGAUGUGAUCAUCACUAAAGAUAAAGGGGUUUCUCGGGUCCAUGCAGAAAUAGUUGUUAAUACAAUGAAGAUGUUAAAUCCUCGUCAUUUGUCUGCCAGUGUACAGAUAAGAGAUUGCUCGAAGUAUGGGACAUUUGUGAGCAAGAAUGUUGGGCUCAAGAAAAAAGUUCAUGAGCAACCAAACAAAGAAGCAGCAUUACAGGAUGGCGACCUAGUUUCUUUUGGCACUGGUAGUGCUACCUACAAGUUUUGCUACGUCCCCCUCAUUCUUUUCAACUGUUCCUCAAAUCAAGUGGAUCGAUCUCUUGAACAGAAAAUUUCAUCAAUUGGUGCUAGUAUUGCUCAUACCUUGAAUGAAGAGUGCACACACGUGCUGGUAGAUCAACUCAUGCCCUUAAAGAAGGAUCUUGUUGAAGCAGUUGUGGCGAAAAAAUAUUGUGUUCUCAAAACUUGGCUUGAGUUUUUUGCAGAAAAGAACAUUAGCAAUGAAAUUCCUAGCUGUCAUUCACAUAUUCCGACAGUGUCAGUGGAAGGAGCUUCUAUCAAAGUUGCUGACCCUAAAGCUCGCGAAAACUGUUUGAAAGGAUACACUUUUGUAUUGGAAUCUGUGCAUUUGUAUAAGUUUGGGGAUCAGCUAAAGUCUUUAUUGGAAGUAGCUGGUGCUAAAACUAUUUCAUUUCAAGAAUUCUCUUCAAAUAGCCAAGGUUCAGAUUAUGGAGAUGAUAAUCGUAUGGUUUGUGUCAUCCCAGGAGGAGCCGCAUGCAAACCUGAUAUCUUCAAUAAAUUACUAAGUUCCUUGCUAAAAGUCAAUGAGAUGGAUAUAAUAAAUGCUGCUCUUAGUGGAGAUCUAGAUCUGUCAAUUUUAAAAUCACCAUGCGUGGUUAUUUCAUCGUCAUGCUCUACAGACGAGACAAUUGUAGCAGAUUCGGAUACUGAAGUUGAAACAGCCACAUCACCCUACGCAAACGAGGCAAACGAGGCAAACGAGGCAUUAUGUGAUGGCACUAAUGUAAAGUAUGUAAAAUCGGAAGAAUUGGAUGAUGAUUCUGGAACUUCAGACAAGAGAGAAAAUGAGAGAAUGGAGGCACCCUUAAAUGAUGUAUCGACCAGUUUGCAUAAGAGGAAAAAUGAUAGAAUGGAGGCAUCCUUAGAUGAUGUUUCUACCAGUUUGUAUGUAACAAAACGUGCAAAAACAGAAAUGUCCCUGGAUGUUUCUGUCCGAUCUGAUACACAUGCUACCAGCUUCAAGGAUGGUACUGUCAGUGUCAAAGUGAAGAAAGACGAGGUUGAUAAUUAUGCAAGUGGAAAUUCAGAUAUUGUUUACAGCGAAAAUUUAAUUGUUCGAGAUACAAACAUACUUGCCAACAGAAGUUCUGCACUAAACAACAGAGUUCCAAAUUUCAAACGCUUUCGAAAGCCACAAACUCAAUCUGGAAAUAGUUUCAACAACCUUGUUCCAUUUGCAAAAUAUCCAUACAAGGAUUCUGACUAUGGAAAUGAGGAGAGAGCUGAGUACGUGAAGGAGGAGAAAAGACGAAAACAAAGAGAAGCUGUGGCUGAUGAUCUAUUUAUUAAUAAUCAGAAGGGAAAAAAGAAAGGCACGGCUGGUUCUCUUCACGGCAUUCUUACUAGAUGAAACUUUUUUCCUGUGAAAAAGUGGACAUGUUGUAGCAGAGGGCUUUCUCCUUGGAUAUGAACUUUGAACAUACUGCGCAUACACGCGUCUCAAUUACAGGUCAGCUGAGUCCUCCUGUUUGUGUUUUGAUUGAGAACAAAAAGAAGUUGUUGGCCCUAUAUGGUGACACUGUUCCAUUGAGAUGAAGAUUGAAGGAUCUAUCUUGUUUCCAUUGUUAGAAUACGUAGUAAACAAAUAGAAAUCGUGUUUCAGGUCGGCUGACAUGUGAAGGUUUGUGGCACAAAUUCAAUUUGUAUGGUUAAAAUCAUAUUUAUUCUCUUCCUUUGUCACAGACAGAACCUGUUGUUGACUUGUUACAUAUUUCUAUUCUUUUUGUACAAAAGGAAAUAUUAGUUGAACUACAUGCUAGUUUUUGUUUCUUUC
This is a messenger RNA of Trifolium pratense (red clover), 2288 nucleotides long. Its product is annotated as nijmegen breakage syndrome 1 protein-like. Bases 135 to 1865 code for a protein of 576 amino acids. Gene Ontology annotation, cellular component: Mre11 complex. The record is from RefSeq and is a predicted model, not a curated record. The transcript is spliced from 14 exons. Lineage: Eukaryota; Viridiplantae; Streptophyta; Magnoliopsida; Fabales; Fabaceae. Gene Ontology annotation, molecular function: damaged DNA binding; protein binding. Gene Ontology annotation, biological process: mitotic G2 DNA damage checkpoint signaling; double-strand break repair via homologous recombination.